AUGAAUCAACAAGGUCCAUCACGAGUAAUACGAAAGGAAUCACUUGUAAUUACUGUAUCAAGUGUUAAGGAACCACUUGUAAUUACUGUACCACGUGGAUUAUUACGACGAUCACUUCAAGAAAUUAUCCCAAACAAAAAUUUACGCGUUGGUUUUGUUGUUAGCGGAAGUGAAAUUAAAAUCCUCUCACCAUCUGAAAAAUGGGAUUUUGAUUUGUCACAUGUGCAACAUCUUCCACAAGCUCAUUAUUAUACUGGAUUCCGUAAUUUGCGUUCUCCAAGUCCACCCAUUUGUCAUCGUUACGACUUUUCGACGUAUGGUCAAUAUGCUGCAUCUCGACCACCGAUAUGUCCACCGGAACAUGGCCGUUAUCUUCCUACACCAUUGUCUCCAAGAUAUGCAAGAAAUCCUUUUCCUGGUCCUCCUCCUAACAGCAUUUAUAUUCCAUUUGAUGAACAAUUACCACGAAAUCGAAAGGUUACAUCUAAGUUAGCAAGACGUCGUGGUGUCCAUAUUGAUCCGUUGACUGGUAAAGUGACAAUUUUCAGACGACGAACUCAUUCAAAACAAGAUUAA
Molecule: messenger RNA, 576 nt
Organism: Loa loa (African eye worm)
Lineage: Eukaryota; Metazoa; Nematoda; Chromadorea; Rhabditida; Onchocercidae
Exons: 4
Coding region: 1-576 (191 amino acids)
Source: RefSeq, a predicted model, not a curated record